Messenger RNA from Jaminaea rosea, 3142 nucleotides. RefSeq names its product glycoside hydrolase. The transcript has a single exon. Gene Ontology annotation, cellular component: cell surface; extracellular region. Bases 448 to 3027 code for a protein of 859 amino acids. Gene Ontology annotation, molecular function: beta-glucosidase activity. The record is from RefSeq and is a predicted model, not a curated record. NCBI's taxonomy places the organism in Eukaryota, Fungi, Basidiomycota, Exobasidiomycetes, Microstromatales. Gene Ontology annotation, biological process: glucan catabolic process.
UGCGAGCCAAGGCGGCCCGGGGCAGCAGCCGGCGGACAGAGGCGGCGGCAGCGGCGGGCGAGGGGGGAGCGACGACGAUUGGAUUUCGCGGUUGAGACCCUGUGAACCUCGGUCAUCUCGUGGCAUCGUCGCUUUCUGUUGUCCUCCUUCAUCACCAACCUCGUCGCUCUCGACUCUCUUCCUACUCUCUUUCUAUUCUGGCGGAGACUGCUCUCCCUUUCACCAUCUCGGAGCGGGUCACAGCAGCACGUUUCGACGAUAACGACUCCAUCUCUUCUCCUUGUCAUCCAGCACAGUCCUCCUCGUCAUCCUCCUCCUCCUCGUCGUCGUCGUAUCCACCUCACUCCUCUUCCCCUCACCUUCGAUCUUUGGUGAAUUUGCACUGCCACUCGCACUCACACUCGCGCAUAAGGUCCUUCCCACCCAUUCGAAGUCUUCGCGGCGACCAUGGUUGCGCCACCAGCAUCAGGUGACUCGUCAUCUCGCCGACGCAGCGAAAUUGCCGGAGGUGAAAGCCCGAAUCUGCGCACGCCUUACUCGCCCCACCUCGAGUCGGGCUCUCGUAUGCCGUCAUGGGCUGGACAGUCCUACCACGAUGGCAGCAGCGACAGGGCCACCUCACCUCUUGGUAGCCCGGGCCUCGAAGAGCCAGGCGUUGGCUCGCUGCGAUCUCCACCGAUGUCGUCUGUUCGCAACUCGCGCUAUUCGGCAGUUCCGGUCAGCGAGGAUGCAGGCCACUUUCCUCAAAGCGGCCGAUCGACGCCAGCAUGGCUCAACACAGACCGACGUAGCGGCGCCUUCUCGUCGGCGGCCUCGUAUGCCAACUUCAACGAGGCCGGGAUGCCAAGAGACAAGUCGCGCACACACUCUUUCAGCAGCACUGCCAUGCUUGGCCGCGACUACGAUUCUGUAGCGGGUCUCAAUGCUGUGGCCAUGGACAAGUACGAGGGCGGCAGCUGGGACCGCUCAAAAGAGCCAGGCGGUGGGAGUGGCGACGGUCAUCCUCGUGCAGCUCACCUCUCGCGGUAUGGCAUCGGCGCCGGGGCCUCGAAGCGCAAAAAGUGCAUCAUCAUCACUAUCCUUGCGGUCAUUGUCGCCAUCGUCGUCAUUGCAGUCGCGGUACCAGUCGCCAUCAUUUACGGCGGCGAUGGCGGCAGCGGCAAAGCCAAGGGCACAACGGAGACGGACGGGCAUGGCCAUGGCAAGAACGGCGAGCUGCUCACUACAGGUGGCAACGGCACCGUCAUCGACUUGGGCAAUGGCUCCAGCUUUACGUACAUUAAUCAGUAUGGCGGCUUCUGGGUUUCAGACUUCCUCAACGAUUCUGCUCGAGCUCAGAGCUAUACCAAGCCUCUGAGCCAAGAUUGGGACUGGGCCAACGACCGCAUGUUUGGCGUCAACCUCGGAGGAUGGCUCAUCACCGAACCCUUCAUCGCCCCUUCCCUCUACCAGCCCUACGCCAACACUUCGAGCCCUGCCGUCGACGAAUACACUCUCUCGAACCAAUGGCUCAGCGAGGGCGGCCAGGCAAACCUUGAAAAGAAGAUGCGAGACCACUACGAUAACUUCAUCACCGAGCAAGACUUUGCCAUGAUUGCUGGAGCUGGUCUGAACUGGGUGCGGCUUCCGAUUGGUUUCUGGGCCUUUGAGACAAUCAGUGGCGAGCCGUACUUGGCAAAGGUUUCUUGGGAGUACGUGCUUAAAGCCAUCAAGUGGGCCCGCAAGUACGGUCUCCGCAUCAACCUCGACCUCCACGCUGUGCCUGGUGGACAGAACACGUACAACCACUCUGGUCGCCUCAACUCCUUCGCCUGGCUCAACGGUGUCAUGGGCAUUGCCAAUGCUCAGCGCACCCUCAACUACAUCCGCACCAUGAUCGAGUUCACUUCGCAGCCCGAGAUCCGCAAAGUCGUUCCCCUCGUCUCGAUCCUCAACGAGCCCAACAUCCCCCGUGGUAUCGGUUUAGACCAGCUCAAGUCCUUCUACGUCGAGGCCUACACCAUGAUUCGUAACAUCACCGGCACUGGUGAAGGCAAUGGUCCAUUCAUCGGCCUCCACGAUGGCUUCAUGGGCGUCAAUUCGUACAAUGGUUUCCUGACCAACGCUGACCGAGUGGCCUACGACACGCAUCCGUACAUUUGCUUCACGCCGCCCUUUGGUGACUCGUACGAUGCCGGCAUCAGCAACGUCUGCUCGAACUUUGCGCACAACACCGACUCGGCUCUGGCUAGCAAUGGAGCCUACAUGGCUGGCGAGUGGUCGCUCGCGCUCAAUGACUGCGGUCUCUAUCUCAAUAAUGUCAACCAGGGCACUCGUUACGAGGGCACCUACCCUGGCUCGACUCAGCGCUAUGGCUCGUGCGAGGGUUGGGACAACUGGCAGAGCUUUGAUGACACUCGCAAGGCCAACCUGAAGCGUUUCGCCAUUGCUCAGAUGUCCAGCUUGCGCAACUUCUUCUUCUGGACGUGGCACAUUGGAAACUCGAUUGACACAGGCGAUACGGUCAAUCCGAUGUGGAACUACAAGCUGGGGCUGCAGCAGGGCUGGAUGCCCACGAACAUCAACGACAUCGUCGCUGGCGCGUGCCAGAACGAGGCCAAAUCGCUGACCAUCUCAAGCUCCUCGACGUCCUGGUCUGGUAGCUUCCAGGCGUGGCAGACCGGCAAAGCUCAGGGCUACAGCAUCAGCACGGGCAGCUACGCAUGGCCGCCCGCGACGCUGCAGACGACCAACGGUCAGGCAACCGCUUCGAUGACGGACCCCGUUUCCAACUUGCCCUCAUAUACGGCUACGGGUCCCAUCCUCACCGUGCCCAGCCCGACGUACUCUGCGACAGUCGCUAAGCAAGCCUUGCCCAGCGUGGGCGCAUGGUUCAACCCGAGCGAUACGGCGCCGAUGUACACGGCCAUCGCUAAUUGCCCCUACCCUACCGACCCAUACUAUAACGGGACGCUGCCCUCUGGCUUUCCCUGCGGAGGCAACAAUGCCAGACGCAGCGAGCCCACAGCCGCGCCGCGAUUGGCAUGACCGCGUUUCCUCAUGGACAGACUCUCUCUCUCUCUCUCCCCCCUCUCUGCUGUGGAAGUGUAUAGUUUUACGUCUCGGUUUCGUCACUGCCAUUCAAACACGUUCAUGCACCGAG